AUGAGGAAACAUCUGGGAGCUUGGUGGUUGGCCAUUGCCUUCGUCUUGCUCCUUAGCGAUCUCUCCAUGAUCACAGCGAGAGGUAUAAAGCACAGAAUCAAGUGGAACCGCAAGGCCCUGACCAGCACCGUCCACGUCACCGAGGCUCAAGUGAGUGACACCCGCCCAGGAGCCUUCAUCAGGCACGGCCAAAAGCUCGACAUCGACUUCGGAGCCGAAGGCAAUAGGUACUACGAGGCCAACUAUUGGCGAUUCCCUGACGGAAUUCACUAUGACGGCUGCUCUGAGGCCAACGUGACCAAGGAGAUGUUCGUCACCAGCUGCAUCAACACCACGCAGGCGGAGAACCAGGCAGAGUUCUCACGGGAGAAGCAGGACAACAAGCUUUUCCAGCGCAUCUUGUGGAGGCUGAUCAGGGAGCUAUGCUCUGUCAAGCACUGCGAUUCUUGGCUGGAACGGGAUGGAGGACUCAGGGUCAGCCUGGAUCAGCCGGUGAUGCUCUGCCUGCUGAUUGUCAUUUGUUUUAUUGUAAAAUAA
Messenger RNA from Chrysochloris asiatica (Cape golden mole), 537 nucleotides. It is a transcript of the gene PRND, whose product is annotated as prion protein 2 (dublet). NCBI's taxonomy places the organism in Eukaryota, Metazoa, Chordata, Mammalia, Afrosoricida, Chrysochloridae. Bases 1 to 537 code for a protein of 178 amino acids. Gene Ontology annotation, biological process: intracellular copper ion homeostasis; protein homooligomerization. Gene Ontology annotation, molecular function: copper ion binding. Gene Ontology annotation, cellular component: membrane. The transcript has a single exon. The record is from RefSeq and is a predicted model, not a curated record.